UUUGAGUUCAAUAUUAAAUUCAUGUAUCUGAGACAAACACCAAAAAACAGCUAGAACUGAUACUACCAAGUCCUAAUAAUGUAAACCUGGAGCCUUAUAUAAGUUUUACUGUAGUUCAACAAACUAUAACAAGUUGUGUAAAACUCUCUAAAAUGGUGAAAGUAGAGUUAUUCUUUCUCCUCGCCAGCCUGGUAGGGACUGGUACUGGAAUGACUGUGACAGAUCUAGACAAAGUUGAUGGACACAUUUCUGAAAAGGAUGGAGUGCUACAAGAAAGAGAGGAACCUAUAAUAAUAUUUAACAAAGCCACUGAACUGUUCUUUCAUUCAGAGAAUUGCCCACCGGGGUAUUACAUGGGAGUGAUGCGCAAUGAUGUCUGCUACCUGAUAGGCCUGACAGAGUUGACCCACAGGGAAGCUAGUGAGUUCUGUAGAGAGACACAAGGAGGACUGGUUGUUAUUGAGGAUGCCUAUGACCAUGCCUAUCUUGUGGGACAUAUUGUUAUGCAGCCAGAACUGCGAGCUCAGUCCGCAUCCAGCACCCUCUAUUGGACAAGUGGCACCAAUUUAGUGGACGAAGUAUGGACGUGGUCAACAACUGGACAAUAUAUGAACUUCACAAAAUUCAGUGAACAAACCAACCCUGAUGUAUCAGGAUAUAUGGGACUGUUUGAUGAUAGACAGGGGUCUCCAUCGUCGUAUUAUGAUUGGUGGGUUUACCCGGCUUAUGGGGCACCACAGAAAGGAAGGUUCAUAUGUCAGCAUAAAAUAAAGCAUGAUGAUUGUGAUGUAUAAGAUCAUUAGUGCAAGGAAUAAAGGAGAUAGAGAUGACUGAGGGGACACUAUAUGAGAAAAUAUAAACAUUUUUGCUGAAAACAUGUGAACAAAUGCAUAAAAAGGACGAUUUAGACACAGUAAGAGCUUUUUCACAAUCUUACAAUAUUUUUCACUCAUAAAAUUCUCUGUCAUAAGUCCAUUUUCCAAUAUGCAUUUUUUAAGUAAAUCCAUUGAUUUAACACAAAAAGGCUGUGAAUAAAUUAUUUUCUAUUUCAAACGUUUAAGAAUCUAUCCGAUAUUCUCUAGUCUGUGC
Messenger RNA from Owenia fusiformis, 1089 nucleotides. Lineage: Eukaryota; Metazoa; Annelida; Polychaeta; Sabellida; Oweniidae. The record is from the annotation of a GenBank genome assembly.